Molecule: messenger RNA, 1237 nt
Organism: Cataglyphis hispanica
Lineage: Eukaryota; Metazoa; Arthropoda; Insecta; Hymenoptera; Formicidae
Product: galactose mutarotase-like
Exons: 6
Coding region: 125-1237 (370 amino acids)
Biological process (GO): beta-D-galactose catabolic process via UDP-galactose, Leloir pathway; glucose metabolic process
Molecular function (GO): aldose 1-epimerase activity; carbohydrate binding
Source: RefSeq, a predicted model, not a curated record
AAGUUUGGACGUAUCGCGGAUGUUGUGCUUGGUUUUGAUGAUUUAAAGAGUAUGAAUUAAUUAAUUACAUAUUUAUUCAUAAUAUUUGAUAUUGGAUCUCGUUAAUCUCGAAUUUAAUUUAUAAAUGACUUGUGUUACAGGUUACACGAAUCCCAGGAUUAAUCCAUUCAUAGGAUGUGUACUGGGUAGAUGCGCGAAUCGCAUAAGAAAUGGCUGUAUUGUCAUUAAGGGUAAAAUUUACCAGCUCACGAGGAAUGAUCUUAACAAACAUCAUCUGCAUGGAGGUGAGAAAGGCUUCGGUCGACGAUUAUGGGACUCGUAUAUCGAUGGCUGCUCGGUCGUCAUGACUUACUUAAGCGAAGACGGCGAAGAAGGAUAUCCUGGUACGGUGUUGAGUACAGUGAGAUUCAAGUUGACACCUGAUAAUAGGCUGGAAAUAGGUAUUCGGGCGACCACAACAGACUCUACGAUAGUCAACAUCUCUCAUGGUUCUUUGUUCAAUCUCGCUGGACAUGACGCCGGUAAAAAGGAAUUGUUAAAGCACAAAAUCUCAUUAAACUGCGAUCGUUGGACUUUCGCGGAUUAUACUGAUCCGAUACCAACUGGCAGUAUUCGAGGAGUCGGAGGAACCAUCAUGGAUUUACGUAUACCAAAGUUUCUGGAGAGUUGUAUCGAGAAGGUUCCUCCGGGAGAAGGAUAUGAUCAUAAUUUUUGCGUCACGCCAAACUGGCACGGAGGUAGUACACAUGUCGCUCGAGUCGUCCAUCCAGAAAGCGGCCGCGUUUUAGAAGUUUAUUCCGAUCAGCCUGGUGUACAAUUUUAUACAGGUGGCCGUUUAUCAACAAACAUUGUUUCUGAGACUGGCAAUAACAUUACUGUUAAACAAGAUGAUAAUCGUGAAGAUGAAGAAGAUAAAGAAGAUGAAGAAGAAGAGGGAGAAGAUGAAGGAGAAAAUGAAGGAGAAGAUGAAGGAAAAGAUGAAGGAGAAGACGAAAGAGAAGAUGAAGGAGAAGAUAAAGGAGAAAAUGAAGAAGAUGAAGGAGAAAAUGAAGGAGAAGAUGAAGGAGAAAAUGAAGGAGAAGAUGAAGGAGAAACAUUGAUGGCAAAUCGAAUGGAACAAGAUGCGAUAUCCGAACCGACGUUUCUUUUGGGGAAGAAAGGUGCUCGCUAUGAAAAACAUUGUGCUUUCAGCAUUCAACCACAAAACUACCCAAAUGCUAUUAAUUAUGUAAGUUAA